GACCCGGCACUGCUGGGACGGUGAGCACCGAGCCGGGUGGUUGGGGCUGGGCAGGGCCCUCGUUCCUCGCCCGGAGCCCCGCUCCACCCUGCCCCUCCACCUGUCGGUGGGCGGUUUCCGAGGAGCCUCGGCCUCCACAGCUUACAUGUGAGCAUGAGUCUUCUUAUGAUUAGUGAGAAUGUAAAAUUGGCUCGUGAAUAUGCGUUAUUGGGAAACUAUGACUCUGCGAUGGUCUAUUACCAGGGAGUUCUUGACCAAAUGAACAAGUAUCUAUACUCAGUCAAAGAUACAUACCUCCAGCAGAAAUGGCAACAGGUGUGGCAGGAAAUAAAUGUGGAAGCUAAACAUGUUAAGGAUAUCAUGAAAACACUAGAGAGCUUUAAAUUAGACAGUUCUCCAUUGAAAGCUGCACAACAUGAGCUUCCAGCUUCUGAGGGAGAAGUCUGGUCCUUGCCUGUACCUGUUGAACGAAGACCCUCACCAGGUCCUAGAAAACGCCAAUCUUCUCAAAACAGUGACCCUAAAGCACACAGUAACCGUCCAAGUACAACUGUCAGAGUUCACCGUCCAUCUGCACACAAUCUUCAAAAUGACAGAGGGAAAGCUGUGCGUUGCCGGGAAAAGAAAGAACAGAAUAAAGGAAGAGAGGAAAAGAACAAAUCACCUGCCGCAGUUACAGAACCAGAAACCAAUAAAUUUGAUAGUACUGGAUAUGAUAAGGACUUAGUAGAAGCUUUGGAAAGAGAUAUAAUUUCUCAGAAUCCCAAUGUUCGAUGGGAUGAUAUUGCUGAUUUGGUAGAGGCUAAAAAGUUGCUUAAGGAAGCUGUGGUGUUACCAAUGUGGAUGCCAGAAUUCUUUAAGGGCAUCAGGAGACCGUGGAAAGGAGUGUUGAUGGUUGGCCCACCUGGCACGGGAAAGACCCUCCUUGCUAAAGCAGUAGCUACAGAAUGCAAGACAACAUUCUUCAAUGUCUCUUCAUCAACGCUGACUUCUAAAUACAGAGGAGAGUCUGAGAAGCUUGUUCGUCUUCUGUUCGAAAUGGCUCGAUUUUAUUCUCCAGCCACCAUAUUUAUUGAUGAGAUUGAUUCCAUUUGUAGUCGCAGAGGGACUUCUGAAGAGCACGAAGCAAGCAGGAGGGUGAAAGCCGAGCUGCUGGUUCAAAUGGAUGGUGUUGGAGGUGCUUCUGAAAAUGAUGAUCCUUCCAAAAUGGUUAUGGUUCUGGCAGCUACUAAUUUUCCCUGGGAUAUUGAUGAGGCUUUAAGACGACGUCUUGAAAAAAGAAUCUAUAUUCCAUUACCAUCAGCGAAAGGCAGGGAGGAGCUACUGCGGAUAAGCCUCCGUGAGCUGGAACUGGCUGAGGAUGUGGACCUCACACGUAUAGCAGAAAAUAUGGAAGGCUAUUCCGGUGCCGACAUUACCAACGUGUGCAGACAUAGAAAACAGAGCCUCAAGAAGCCGGAGUGCCUUGCUGUGGUCCCUCCCACUGGUAAGGAGAAAAGGCAGGAUAGGGAUCUACUGACUGCGAAGCCUGUGCACUCCAAUUGGCCAUGUAGCCUUCUACAUUGUUCUCACCACAGUCUACAAGCUUAUGCUGAAUGGAUGAAAUAAGACCCUGUCAUCAUUUGGAGUCAGAACUGGUCAUUUCUAGCAACUUAGUGAGGAAGGACAGAAAAUAGUGUGACCAACUGGGUGACUUUAAGAUCUACAUUAUAUGCUAUUAUUUAUUCUAUAAUAUGGAGAUAGUACAUUUCACAGGGCUGUUAUUAUUAAAAACAGGCAAAAUGAAGCAUCUCUCCUUUACUCUCUACUGCCAUGCUUCUCCCAUACAUCCGUAUCUAUUUAGCCUACACAUAAAGUGGCUUUAAAAACUUGCCAUAACUUUCUUGGACAAUGUGUUUAAAAUGAUGGGUUGCAAUAAAAACCUUACUGAUAAAACAGAAUAGAAGGUAUCUAUCACAUGGAGUAAAGAUAAGUACUAUAUGAACUAGGUCACACUGUAAAAUAUAAGUCAAUAGGGUAAUGGUUAAAAAAAAAAGAAAAAAAAAGGCAAACAUUACUG
Myotis myotis is the source of this 2059-nucleotide messenger RNA. RefSeq names its product katanin catalytic subunit A1 (gene KATNA1). The record is from RefSeq and is a predicted model, not a curated record. The transcript is spliced from 11 exons. Gene Ontology annotation, molecular function: microtubule severing ATPase activity; ATP binding; microtubule binding. Gene Ontology annotation, biological process: microtubule severing. Lineage: Eukaryota; Metazoa; Chordata; Mammalia; Chiroptera; Vespertilionidae. Gene Ontology annotation, cellular component: microtubule cytoskeleton. The coding region runs from base 154 to 1608 and encodes 484 amino acids.